Messenger RNA from Diplodia corticola, 1869 nucleotides. Its product is annotated as heterokaryon incompatibility protein. The record is from RefSeq and is a predicted model, not a curated record. NCBI's taxonomy places the organism in Eukaryota, Fungi, Ascomycota, Dothideomycetes, Botryosphaeriales, Botryosphaeriaceae. The transcript is spliced from 2 exons. The coding region runs from base 1 to 1869 and encodes 622 amino acids.
AUGAUACCCGUAUACCAGCUGCCCGUUCCCGUUUCCUCCACCUUUCAGCACAGGCCGCUCACCGACCCAAGACACAUCCGCCUUCUCCGCCUGCAUCCCGGCCACUUCGCCCUGAGAAAAGACGCCCCGUGGCUCAUCGAGUACGAGAUUGUGCAUGUCAGCCUGGACGCCGCGCCCGCCUUCGAGGCUGUCUCGUACGUGUGGGGCAGCUCGGCCAAGUCACACAUGGUCCGCAUCCUCCCCACCAACCGGACCCUGGCCAUCACCGAAGCCUUGAUCCAGGUGCUGGCCCACCUCAACAAAAGCUCCACUACCGGAUAUCUCUGGAUCGACCAAUUGUGCAUCAACCAGGACGACGAGCUGGAGCGCAACCACCAGGUGUCCAUGAUGGGAGACAUCUACAGCAAAGCCAAGAGAACCCUCGUGUGGCUCGGAGAGCCCGAUGCACAUUCCAACCUUGUCGUGGGCACCUUGGACAUUGUCGGCGAUCGCUCAAAGGACUUUGCCUUCCGCCGGAGCCGGAAAGAAGCUGCACUCCAGGGAAAGAAGGAUGUCGCCCAACUGCGUAUGCAUCUCCAGCAUGCGCUCAACCGCCCUUGCUCCGUGCACUCGGCCGCCAAAGGCGAUAUGAUGGACAUGGAUGACCAGGACGGAUCGAUGGGUGAAGAAGACCCUUGUCAUCAGUGCUUUGAGGAGGCCGCUACGGACAGGGUCAAGGCAGCCUGUGGAGUAAUGAGUCGGCCCUGGGAAGUUCUGUUGGCCAAAGAGGUCUACAUGAUGAUCGGAGACACCAAGCUAUCACCUUGUGAUUUUCACCGCGCCAUUCACGCAAAUCUCCAGGCUCCCAAAAGCAUCUUUGGCAAAGUCGAGUACAACAUGGACGAAGCGCCCGGCCUGCGUCCGCUCAGCUUUCUCACAUACUUCUGGGACUCGUUGGACAAUAACGACAUUCCCAUAUUCUCCUGCAUCCUGGACGACCUUCGAGAUGGUAUUGCCAGCGGGUACUUCAAGGCCUCGAAUCCAAGGGACGUCGUAUACGCCUUUUUAGGCCUUCAUCCCCGAGCAACCCAACUCAUCGCUCCACAUUACUCAUGGUCUGUGCAAGACGUAUACGUCGACGCGGCCAUGGCAGUAGUCGAAGAAACUGGCAAUCUCGACCUUCUCGGAAUCUGCGAUUCCUUCUACCUUAAAGAGACGACCAACGGUCUCCCUUCAUGGGUCCCGGACUGGUCCCGAGCCAGCCUUGCCAGCUCCUUGUUUGGUCCCGGUCGGGAGAGGGGUUUUUGUGCAUCCGGCGCUCUGAAGCACGCUGUCCAGCCAGGACCCCGAUCCCGAUCCCUCUUCGUCAUGGGCAUACUCAUUGACCGCAUCACCGCCAUCCAUCCUCAGCAAUAUCCGCGGGAAAGGCCCGGCUACAUGAUGCACAACGCAGAUGAUGGCGGGAGGAGAGAUUCUCAAGCACCCGACUACUUGGAGCUAGGGAAGACGGCUGAGGAGCUGACAAGAGCGCGGUCACCACAGUUUGCGCCCGUCACAAUGGGAAGAAUUCUGAAUCUGUUACUCUUGAAGGAACAAAGGCUUUCGGACGAUUGCCAGUACACAUGGCGGGACAGGGAAGAAAUUCUGUAUUACGCAGCGGGCAGACAGGUUGCCCAGGGUGCCGGUGACCCUUUGGCGUUGGUGCCGUCGCCUUCUGCCGUCGGAGAUGUGAUCUGGCUCUUAAAAGGCUGUCCGACACCAGUGGUGCUCCGCCCGGCAGCGAGUGGAAGUGGCGCAUAUUAUCUGGUAGGCGCGUGCUACUACGAGGGCGCCAUGCACGGCCAACAUGCCCACCUUCUCGGAAACGCUUGCAGCAUUCAAUUGAUCUGA